GGUCACUGUGAGUGACCCAAAUGGGGGGCACUAGCUGGCCACUUAUCUAUGAGCUCCUCGCCAAAAAUGAUGGGGUGACUCUCUGACUCUUCCCCGCCAUUGUCAUCUCCGGUACAGAAAAUGGAUUUUAGUAGGAGGAUAUAUACGAGGAGGCAGUGGGGUGACUCUUGCAGGGAAUGGAAUGAGGAGAAGAAGAGGAAGAAGAAGCAAACCCAGACCAGCAAUAUUGGUUGUCCUGGAAAAGGUGACAGCUUUCCAAUUGUAGUGGCCAUUGAUGAAGAAGAUCAAGAAGAUGACAGUCCCGCGGAUGAAAUUCUUGAGGGAAAACCCGCGGUGAGUGUAGAGGAGGAGGAGAGUGAUGACGAAUUAAAGAAGAGUAAGAAAAGGAGGAAUGGUGUCAUUGGAAAGAACAGUAGUUUUCGUGGUCCCGGCUGUGGUGAAGUGUUGUUGAAAUCUUCCAAGAAUGUGAAAAAGGGGUUGGUUGUGGAAGAGAAUAUCGGAAAUGGUAGUGUUGAUUCAGAAAAAGAGGACGAAAAUCGCGUUUCUAUAGAUGAAAUGGCGGGGAAAAUUGUUGGGGGAAACCCGGUGGCGAGUGUGAAGGAGAAAGACUGUGGGAGCAGUGUUGAAAUGUUGAUGAAAUCUUCGAAGAACGUGAAGGAGGGUAUAAUGGGAAAGGAGAACAUUGGGAAUGGCAGUGUUGGUUCAGAAGGUGAAGGCGGUGACGAAGCGCAUGAUCAUGAAAUGGAGGAAGAGGGAUAUGAAUCUCGUUGCCAUACGUCAAAUGAGAAGAUUUCCAAUAAUGGUGGCUGUGAUGAUGGUGAUCAUGUUCCAUUCUUGGAUAACUGUUUAACUUCAAGAGAAAUAAUGUUGACAAAUGGGGUUGAUGAUGAUGAUGGGAUGGAUGAGGGCGAUAUGGGUAAUUCAAUGGAGAAGAAUGAUGAAAAGGUGGAGAAGAAGAUGGAAUGCUCCAAUGGUGAUGGUGCUCGUCCAAUGGCUGUUGAAGACAAUGAAGAAGAAGAAGAUGAUGUCACUUGGAUUGCGAAGGAAGACAUUGUAAUCAAUUCAGAUCACCAUCAACGGAGGCUUGACAAGCAGAUGAAAAAGAGCAAGUGCAAUGUAAGGAACAACAAUGCCCUCUUCGGCAUUGCUUUUCGUCUCAGAUCACGUUCGGCCUCCCAGUUUACAAUCAAGGGAAACAGCAGGGUUGAUUCAGAAAACGAGGAAGAAAAUCGCAGUUCUAAAGAUAAAAUGGUGGGAGAAAUUCUUGAAGAAAACCGUGGGGCGAGUGUGAAGGAGAAAGAUUGUGAGAGCAAUGCUGGUUUUGUUGGUUGCAGUGAUAUUUUGCUGAAAUCUUCGAAGAACGUGAAGAAGGGUAUAAUGGGGAAGGAGAAAAUUGGGAAUCGCGAUGUUACUUCAGAAGGUGAAGGUGAAGAAGUUUCCCCUGCUUCGAAGGAAGAGGAACCAAAGAAGCUUUCAUUCUAUGAGGCCAUCAGAGAGGGAAAACACGCAGAGAAUAACAACGGCAAGAAGAGAAAAAGAGUGAAAUGUACUCACAGAAUGAAGAUGUCGAAAUGUGGGAAGAAAGAUUUCGAGCUCAAGAAAAUGAUUCUGGACUCACUCUGGGGGGAUGCGGGCAUCACCAAGAAAAAGAUGCCGUUUUCCAAAGAUAACGUGAAAGGGCCAUUGCCUCUCAAGUUCCGAUUUGAGGACGAAGAUCCUUCUCCACCAGAGAAAAGCAAAUGGGAGAAUGAGAUCGAGAGCCUCUUCGCGGAUCUUCAAUCAAGUCUUGAGGAAGUCAAAGAGAGCUUGACCACUGAACCCAUGGCAGAAGAUGAUUGCAGCAAUUCUGAAGAGAACGAAGACGACCCUCCAGCAGUCUGCUGCAAAAAGGGGAAACACUUCCUGAUUUUAGAUGAGCAGAUUGGGCUGAUUUGCAAGCACUGUUCAUUCGUGCACAGCGAGAGGAGGUUCAUCCUGCCCUCAUUUGCCAUUAAAACUGGUGGGAGACGAUACGCGAAAUGCUUUGAUGGAUACGACCAUACCUUUGGUUAUGGCCUUCCCGCGUCUGGGGCUGCUGGGAGUCCCCAUUGUUCUUCAAUAUAUGAUGGAGGAGGGACAGUGAACAUCGCGGGUGACAUUCACGUUGAGAAUAUGAAGAAGCUGGCGCCGGACGGUGGGAAGGGGUGCAUCAUUUCGCACGCGCCCGGCACGGGGAAGACCCGCCUCACCAUAACUUUCCUCUUCUCAUUCAUGAAGCUCUUCCCCACGUGCCGUCCCCUCAUCAUAGCCCCCCUCAGCAUGCUCCUCACGUGGGAGGUGGAGUUCAAGAAAUGGGAGGUCGACAUCCCUUUCCAAAACAUGAACAACCACGCGUUGUCCGGGAGGGAAUUCGCCCACGCCGCGGAUGGAUUUGCCCUCCCCUACGAGCCCAAGGGGUGGGAGUCGAAGCGCGUGCUCAAGCUCUGCGCGUGGGCGAAAGGGUCCGGAAUCUUGGGCAUUUCCUACCGGCUCUUCGAGCAGCUCGUGAGGGUGAACGAGAACCGCGAAGACGACCGGGUGAGGAAGAUACUCCUCAAGGUCCCAAGCUUGGUGGUGCUCGACGAGGGGCACACCCCGAGGAACGAUGGGAGCCUCCUUUGGAAUGCACUCUCAAGGCUUGAGACGCUGCGCCGGAUCAUCCUCUCCGGAACCCCUUUCCAGAACAACUUCGACGAGCUUUACAACACGCUACGCCUUGUGUGCCCGAAGUACGUUCUGAAGAGGAAUUCGGGUAAAAAAGUGUGGGAACGCCUCACGACCUCUAUCAUGGAGGAGGAAAAAAACCCGGACGUGGGGGAGCUCAAGAGCAUCAUUGCCCCUCUUGUCCAUGUCCACAAAGGAUCUAUACUCUUAGACCGUCUCCCCGGGUUACGGUCCACAUUGGUGUACCUAAACCCAACUCCCCUGCAACAGAGGAUGUUCCUAGUCACCCCACAGAAAAAGUUCUUUGAAGAGGACAACCUGAUGACUAGGAUCUCCGCCCACCCUUCCCUUGUCAAGGACGUCCCGGGCUUCUCCGAGUUCAAGCCCGAAAUGGAGGCAGUCGAGCUUGACCCGGACGCUGGCCCGAAGACCGAAUUCGUGUUCGCGCUCGUCCGGUUAAGCCACUUGAGCUCAGAGAAGGUCAUAGUCUUUAGCCAGUACCUUUCCCCCUUGGACCUCCUCAAGAAACAGAUGGAGGCAGUUUUGGACUGGGUGGAGGGGAGGGAGGUGCUGUACAUGGACGGCGACGUGCAGUGCAAACAGCGCCAGGUGGCGAUCAACACGUUCAACGACCCGGGCAGUGAGGCGAAAGUGCUUUUGGCCUCCACAAGGGCCUGCUCUGAGGGGAUAAACCUCAUAGGGGCAUCCAGGGUGGUCUUGAUGGACGUGGUUUGGAACCCGUCGGUCAAGAGGCAGGCUUUGAGCAGGGCGUACAGGUUAGGGCAGACGAAGGUCGUGCAUGUUUACCACUUGAUUUCGUCGACAAUGGAGGCCAAGAAGUUCAGCUGGCAGGCCAAGGACUUGCUGUCUGAGCUGGUGUUCUCGGAUGGUGGGGUCCGCGGCGGUGGCAGGAGAGGGGAGGGGCUCCGGGGGUCGGAAGAUAGGAUCUUGGAGGCCAUUGUUCGGCACCCGAAGCACGGGAGGAUCUUUGAUCGGAUGGUUCAUAAUCCUAACGAAUCCGAUUCUAUUGACACAUUCGACUUUGUGGAGUAGAGAUUUGUUGUUCUCUGCAAUUUUGUCUCUUUUUGUAUGUGUACAGUGUACUUGGUGUAUUGUAUCCUGUAACAUUUUCUUCUUUGUAAUGUUAAUUAUGUGUACUCAUUCAAAUAAUGCCUUGACUUGUGU
Messenger RNA from Cuscuta campestris, 3867 nucleotides. The record is from the annotation of a GenBank genome assembly. NCBI's taxonomy places the organism in Eukaryota, Viridiplantae, Streptophyta, Magnoliopsida, Solanales, Convolvulaceae.